Messenger RNA from Pseudocercospora fijiensis CIRAD86, 1179 nucleotides. RefSeq lists its product as uncharacterized. Bases 1 to 1179 code for a protein of 392 amino acids. Gene Ontology annotation, molecular function: aldose 1-epimerase activity; carbohydrate binding. The record is from RefSeq and is a predicted model, not a curated record. Lineage: Eukaryota; Fungi; Ascomycota; Dothideomycetes; Mycosphaerellales; Mycosphaerellaceae. The transcript has 2 exons. Gene Ontology annotation, biological process: beta-D-galactose catabolic process via UDP-galactose, Leloir pathway; glucose metabolic process.
AUGCUGGGCUUCUUGGUGCUUCUGACGUCUUUUGGUGCCGCGAAACUGCUACCUAACGGCAAAUACGAGCUUCAAAGCGAAGGCAUCCGAGCACACUUCAUCCCUUAUGCUGCUUCGAUCACAAAUUUGUUCAUCGAGGACAUACAUGGCGUGGAGAGAGACAUUGUGCUAGGCUUCGACAACGCGACUCACUACAGCAUCAGCAAGCUCCAUCCUCACCUCAACGGCGUUCCUGGAAGAUACGCCAACAGAAUCAAGAAUGCCACUUUCACCAUCGACGGCAAUCCCUAUCACGUCGACGCGAACGACAACAAAGGUCUCGAUACUCUUCACGGCGGCUCAGAUGGCUGGGAUUACCGAAACUGGACCGUCGUCACACACACUACCGACUCCAUCACCUUCUCCCUCAUAGAUCCCGACGGCAAAGAAGGCUUCCCAGGCGAAGUCAUCGCCUACGUAACCUACACCCUCACCCCCAACUCCUGGCACCUCCGCAUGAACGCCCUUUCCACCACAAAGCGCACCCCAAUCAUGCUCUCCUCCCACUCCUACUGGAACCUCGACGGCUACCAGAACCCUCACACCCCUCUCAUCCUCAACCACACCCUCCACAUGCCCUACGCAAACCAACGAAUCGCCAUCGACGGAAUCUCUAUCCCCACGGGCGAAAUUCUUUCGAACGAGAAAUACGACUUGAAUGAUUUCUGGUCUUCCCCAAAAGAAUUGGGAGCAAACCUCACCAACCCUUCCCUUCUCGGCAAUUGCGGAACGAACUGCACUGGCUACGACAAUUGUUACCUCACAUCUCGUCAACGACCUUACGAUUGGAAACUCAACCCCGUCGCGAACCUCUUUUCUCCUUUUUCCGGAAUCCAACUCGACAUCUUCACCGAACAAGAAGCCUUACAAAUCUACACAUGCAACAACAUGAACGGCACCUUCCCCCUAAAAUCCACCCAAGGAUUCUUCAACGACCCCUCUCAUCCUCGCGUCUCAAGCAAAUACGGGUGUGUGGUGAUUGAAGUGCAGGAUUGGAUUGAUGGGAUCAAUCAUCCGGAAUGGGGGAGGGAGGAGAGACAGGUUUUUGGGCCGGGGGAUGGGGGGUAUGAGUUGAGGGCGAGGUAUGAUUUUUCGGUGGAUAGGAGAAGUAGCGGGGUGGGUGGGGGAAGUGGGUGUUAG